Molecule: messenger RNA, 5117 nt
Organism: Anolis sagrei ordinatus
Lineage: Eukaryota; Metazoa; Chordata; Lepidosauria; Squamata; Anolidae
Gene: PRKAR2A
Product: protein kinase cAMP-dependent type II regulatory subunit alpha
Biological process (GO): negative regulation of cAMP-dependent protein kinase activity
Cellular component (GO): cAMP-dependent protein kinase complex
Molecular function (GO): cAMP-dependent protein kinase inhibitor activity; protein kinase A catalytic subunit binding; cAMP binding
Source: RefSeq, a predicted model, not a curated record
CGCGCUUGGCCCCUCCCCCGCUCCGUCCCUUUCUCUCCGUCGCGCGCGUGCCGGCUCCCGUAACGGCUCAGUCUGAGGAGGGAAGGGCAGAGAGAAGCAGCGGGCGCGGAGCCUCCCUUCGACGGCGCCAAGAUGAGCAUCGAAAUCCCGCCGGGGUUGACGGAGCUGCUGCAGGGCUACACGGUGGAGGUGCUGAGGCACCGGCCGCCGGACCUGCUGGGCUUCGCCGCGGACUACUUCUGCCGCCUGAGGGACAGCCGAGACCAGCAGCUGAGGGAAGCGGCGGCGGCAGCGGCCUCCGCCCGGGGCAAAGGCGUCCUCUUCGACGGGGAGCCCAUGCAGACAGAGUCCAACGGCGAGGAAGAGCGMAGGGAAGCCGAAGACUCGGACUCGGACUUUGAGCCUCCUGUUGUCAACAGAUAUAACAGAAGAGUAUCAGUCUGUGCAGAAGCAUAUAACCCAGAUGAAGAAGAUGAAGAUACAGAACCAAGGGUAGUCCACCCCAAAACAGAUGAGCAAAGGUGCAGGUUGCAGGAAGCUUGUAAAGAUAUCCUCCUCUUCAAAAACCUAGAUCAGGAGCAGCUGUCUCAAGUUCUUGAUGCCAUGUUUGAAAGAAAAGUUCAACCUCAGGAACAUGUAAUUGACCAAGGAGAUGAUGGUGACAACUUUUAUGUCAUUGAACGGGGAUUGUAUGAUAUCUUUGUAGCACGAGAUGGGCAAACCCGCUGUGUUGGUCGCUAUGAUAACCAUGGCAGUUUUGGGGAGCUGGCCCUGAUGUACAACACUCCUAGAGCUGCGACAAUUGUUGCCACAACAGAAGGAGCCCUUUGGGGAUUGGACCGGGUGACAUUCAGAAGAAUUAUCCUCAAAAACAAUGCAAAGAAAAGGAAGACAUAUGAACUAUUUGUUGAGUCAGUACCACUUCUUAAGUCAUUGGAGCCAUCAGAACGAAUGAAAAUUGUUGAUGUAAUAGGGGAGAAAAUAUUUCAAGAUGGGGAGCGUAUCAUUUCUCAGGGUGAUAAGGCAGACAGCUUUUACAUUGUCGAGUGUGGUGAAGUAAAAAUCUUGAUUAAAAGCAAGACUAUCACUGGCAAGGAUGCAAACCAGGAGAUAGAGAUUGCUCGGUGUCAGAAAGGACAGUAUUUUGGAGAACUUGCACUUGUUACCAACAAACCCAGAGCAGCCUCUGCCUAUGCUGUUGGAGAAGUAAAAUGUUUAGUUAUGGAUGUGCAAGCAUUUGAGCGGCUACUUGGCCCCUGCAUGGACAUUAUGAAGAGGAAUAUAACACAUUAUGAGGAGCAGCUGGUGGCGUUGUUUGGUUCGAGCAUGGACCUGACAAAUCCAGGCAAUUAGGCACAGAAUACCUAAGUGCCUUCUCAGUUCAAGAUACAGAGAAGUCUCCUAAUAGCAACAAAGCAGCAUCAAAAAUGAAAAAAAAGGACACUACGGGACAGUGGCUGUUGGUGUCUUCUUGGGCAUUUUUUUUAGAAACCUUCAUAGGUCUCAGCAAAGCUGGAUGGGUCAAGGCUUGCUCCAGGCCUCCACUUUGCUGCUGAAAUUUCAUUAUUAGACCUAGCUUACGGCUGAGUCUUUUAGACCUCCUUUCUUAUUGCUUGGUUCAGGAUGGCAUGUCUCUCCAACAAUUCAAGUGCCUGAUACGAAAGAUGCGGCGCCCUGUGUCGGUUGUUCUUGCUCUUAAAAAAAAGAGAAAAGAAAGGACUUUGUAAUCAGUGAUUUUGGAUAGCAGGUGGCUCUUCCUUCCCUCAGGGACAGCCACCUCCUUAACAAUGACUUCAUUUUGACACUGAAUUUCUUGACUAGAGUAUCAGAAUCUGCUUUUAAUAAUAAUGAUGACAAUGAUGGUGAUGAUAAGUUGAAAUAGUUGGUAAUGUCAAAGGGGGUGGGAAGGCUUCAAAUCUAGGAAUAGCUAGGUCUGAGCUUUUCCUACCACCUGCUGGACUUGGCAGACACUGCAACUCUAAAUGCUUAAAGGUUCAAGGGACCUUUAAGUGAAUACUAAAGCAAAAUAUCAAAUUAUGAGCAGUAUAUGUAACAGUAAACAGAAUGUUUUUUUUUUACAUUUUAGAUUGCAGUGAAUUUGAAUAGGCCAUGGAGUUCAAUGGCCCAAGAGUUCCAGUUGCAUUGUCCUUUUUGUGUUUCUUAAAUUGGACUGAUUUUUGUGGUCUGAUGGAAACAAUAGAACAUACUGCAAAUUCCUGCACGUAGGGAUUCUUUAUACUUCUAGAUUUUGCAUGACCCUUGGCAGAAUGAGUUUUAAUGCUCUUCUUUUUAAAGAAAAGAGUUGAUUUUUGGGUAUCUUAAUAUUUAUGUACUAAAGUGGGCUCCCUUCAGUUAAUAUUUUACAACAUUCUAACACAAUUAAGUCUACACUUUCUAAUUGCCAAGUCUCUUUGCUAAAUCUCUUGUGAAAAUUCGCAGCAUUUUACUUCAAAAUGAAUGUUUUUAUACAAAAAAAUUAUCUAAAAUGAAAACUUGUCAUUUACACUCCAGGCAAUUGAAACACAGUUGAAGCAGUAACUCUGUACUCAGAUCCAGUCAGUUUGUUUUCCUUUAAAAUGCCUUCUAGAUCCACAGCAUUUUUUAAAAAAAGUGUUUCUCUAGCUCUUCGUAUUCAAGAUACUAUCUUGAUUAAAUUUUAUGCAAGUAUUAUGUCUGUAUGAAAUGGACCUUAGCAGUGGUCUUUUCAUAGCAUUAGCAACAGCAUUCUUCAAAGGAUAAGGUCCUAAAUUGAUAAGUAGUAAUGUGAAUUGCCUGUUUCAUUAUUAGUUUUUCUAAGCAUGUUAAGACCAUGUCUAGUUUGGAAAUAGAUUUCCACUAAUUGUGGUUUAUCAUCUAAUGGAAUCGCAAUUUUUUUUAAAAAAAAUGGUAGCUCUGCCCUCUAAACUUGAAAUAAUUCUACCCUUUCUGAAUUCAUUCUUAUUGGCUUUCCCAAAGGCCCGCACACUGAUUGGUUCCUAGUCAGUAACCGUUUUCCAAUGUGCUACAAAUGUCUCUGUUCAUAGUUUAAGACUUAAUUUUAAUACAUUGCUAAAUCAGGGAAUGAUAAUAAUUGACUUUUUUUGUAAAUGAAUACCACUGGAAAUAAUGUUCAAGCCCUGAUGUUCACACCCUCAGCUUUCUUUUUCUAGCAUCUCAGUUUCAGCCAUGUGUUAGGAGACAUAUUUACUACAGACUUGAAAGCCCAGAAACAAAUACACUCCACUCAUCAUAAUAUUUUGCACCAAAGAUACUGUUUUUGUUGUACAUUUCUUAGUUUGUGUACGUUUUUUUGGAAGUUGUGCUUCUAUAAGCUUGUAGAGCUGGUACAAGUUAAAGCUAUUCUUGAGAUCCUUAACUUGUUUAAAAUUUCAUCUGAACCACACAAGUUAAUUCUGUGCCCACAAUGGCCAGGCAGAAGAGGUUUCCCCCUCAAGUCCUUCAUCCUUUUCUGGACCCUUAUCCUGGAAGGUUUGGUGUCUAUUGGGUGCAGUCUCAUAUUUGACUGCCCAGUGCUUACAGUAUGGCAUCUUCUCUCCCUGGCAAGACUCGAGACAUGUGCUGGAAGCCAUGCGCAGAACUCAAAGUGGAUGCGUAAAAUAGAUGGCGUUAUGUUAGUUGCUGCAGAUUUAGGGAGAAUUCCUGCUGGAGAUAAUGUUCUGUGCUAUCCUAAAAAUGGGCCGUUGAAGGGCUGAAUUGCACAACCCCAAAUUGGGCAUAUUUUUUCAAUCUGUACAAACUAUUAUGUAUCUGUAUUUAUGGAUGGUGAACUGGUUUUAUGAAUCACUUUAUCAUGAGCACAAUUCAGUGGCAUUCCUGUAAUAGUGUGAAAGUUCUACUUGUACAUUCAAGUCAGGACAGAUAGGGUUUUUUCCCAGUUACAGUUAAAUAGGCCAAUUUGUGGUUGUGUGGAUUGCUCCUCACAUGGAAGAGAUCAACACUGAUUUUUAAACAUACAUUUAGGCUUUGUCAAAGUAUAAAAUGAUUUGGUAUACAGUUGUAUAAAAUUAUUUUUGUGUGCAUAAUUUAGAAUGGAAGCUAGUUAGAGCAGUCUUGUACACACAAACUAUUUCAACUCAGUUGCUGGGUCCCUUGGCUUCAUUACUUCCCUAAGGCUUGUAUGAACAGCUCUCAAGAAUUUUCUUUCUACUUUUGGUGUCUCUCUUUGUUAAAGGGAAAUGAAAUCUGUCAUAAGCUUUCCUACAUCCAAUAGCAAUGUCUAGCUUUAAUAAGAGAACUCAGCAGCAAAGUGGCUAAUGAGUGACUUAAAAAUGUGUAAUUUCUGAGGUUGCCAGGAAGUGCUUACGGUGUCCUGAUAUUACUAUAUUUCUGUUCAUGUCACAGCACAAGUUUUUACAAAAUGUAUUAAACAAAAUCCUGUCUAUGAAAAAAAAAUCAGCAAGAGAGUUUUACAAAGGAAAGAAGGAUAACCCCUUUCUCAUGUUUUUCAUUUCUUGACAUAUAGUUGUAAACUGGUUUUGUCAGAAAAAGAAAAAUACAACAUUUCUGGGUAUCUCUCUUCCUAGCUUAUCCUUUGUUAUGAGUACAACUGGUGAAUGAGUGUGUUCCAGUUGCUCCAACCAGGUACUUCAUUGAAGAGGCCUUCUCUUUGGGUUCUCCCUGGGCAGGCUAUUGGGCUGCGAUGAAGCUUGAUCACCGAGGAAAAAGAAAGUGGUCCCUUAACUCUGAGUAGCAUGACACAGAUUUGCUGAGCCUAACUAAAACAUAAACUAUGUGCUAUGAAUACAUCCCUCUAGUCACAAAGAUCAUUUUAAUUUUGCGUAAAGAUGCUACCUCAAGGCUCCAAGUGCUUUAAAUGUGUCUUGCCUGUGAGAAUUCCACAAGUUGGUUCCAGCAAUUUGGUCUGUUGCAUCAAGUAUGUGAGACGUUCUCUUUUUAAAAAUCAGUUGGGGAGGGGCUCAUUUUAACUCACCUUUUGACUAGUAUUUAAUUUCCUCCCCUUAAAAAGUUUGGAUAGAUUUGUAGAGAAGAGCAGUUCUUGCCCAUAUUGGGGAGAGAACAUCCGCCAUAUAAGAUGCUGGUCUUGGUCUGAUCUGGGGUUUGAUUUCACUUCCAACUAAUAAAAACUGACAUGCCAUUGUCAAGCCUUCUUGAUUACA